This is a messenger RNA of Cylicocyclus nassatus, 216 nucleotides long. NCBI's taxonomy places the organism in Eukaryota, Metazoa, Nematoda, Chromadorea, Rhabditida, Strongylidae. The record is from the annotation of a GenBank genome assembly.
AUGGUAAAUAUAUCACAUUACCCAGCCGUAAAUGAUAGCUAUGACAUAAUGCGAUUCAAUCAUGAUAUCAUGCCGCAUAUCUACGAGACAAGUGACGUCUGUUUUCUUCCUGGAAGGUGCCUUGCUGUUUUGCUCCAUCGUGAUGUGGAAAUAGAAGUGUUCGCGCAGCCGAAGAGAGAGAGAGACCGUUCGUCGACUCCACACGCUCUUCACUGA